Molecule: messenger RNA, 696 nt
Organism: Passer domesticus (house sparrow)
Lineage: Eukaryota; Metazoa; Chordata; Aves; Passeriformes; Passeridae
Gene: CREG1
Product: cellular repressor of E1A stimulated genes 1
Exons: 3
Coding region: 64-696 (210 amino acids)
Source: RefSeq, a predicted model, not a curated record
CGCCCCUCGCGGCGGGCGGUGCGGCAGGCCCGGCAGUCGGCGGCCGGCGCCGAGCGGGGCGGGAUGUCCCGGUCCGAGGCACUGCGGGGAGCGUUCUCCGCGUCCUCCGCCAUGGCGCGGCUGCUGCUCCUCCUGUGCGCCGCAUCGGGCUUGCUGCUGGCGGCCGUGGCGGCCAUCCCGCCGCCGGAGGAGGCGGCGCGCAUGGCGCGCUACGUGCUGCACAGCUGCGACUGGGGCGCGCUGGCCACGCUGUCGGCGCAGGAGGGGCUGCGCGGCCGCCCCUUCGCCAACAUCUUCUCCCUCAGCGACGGCCCGCCCGGGCCCUGCGGCGGCAGCGGCGUGCCCUACCUGUACCUGACCGACAUGGAGAUCUCCGUGCAGGACCUGGAGGUCAAUUCAAAUGCCUCCUUGACUGUGUCUUUGGCACAGACUCCUUACUGCAGGAAGCACAGAUAUGACCCCCAGAACCCCCUCUGUGCCCACAUCAUCUUUGUUGGGAGCAUUGUGAAGGUGAAUGAUUCCGAAGCAGACAUAGCCAAAAAAGCAUUAUUCAGUCGCCACCCUGAAAUGGAAAGUUGGCCCAAGGAUCAUAAUUGGUUCUUUGCCAAAUUCAACAUCACCAAUAUUUGGGUCCUGGAUUACUUUGGUGGAUUGAAAAUUGUGACACCAGAAGAGUACUACAGUGUCAAGCCUUAG